AUGUAUGAUGGGACAGAUUCACCUUAUAUGAGGCUGUCAUCGGAAUGUGGAAACACCAAGGACUCCGAGCAGUGGAGAGAACAUUGGGAGGAAAAGCAGGAGAGGAGACGGCGGAUCAAGCCACGCUCGGUCAGUAAGGAGAAGUGGGUGGAGACCCUGGUUGUGGCUGACACCAAGAUGGUGGAGUACCACGGCAGCGAGAACGUGGAGAAGUACGUCCUGACAGUCAUGAACAUGGUGGCCGGUUUAUUCCACGAUGCCAGCAUUGGGAACCCGGUCCACAUUUCCAUCGUGCGUCUCAUCUUUCUGGAAGAGGAGGAGGAGGACCUGAAAAUCAGCCACCAUGCCGACAAUACCUUGAGAAGUUUUUGCAAGUGGCAGAAGGCCCUCAACCCCAAGGGGGAUGCUCACCCCUUACACCAUGAUGUCGCCAUCUUGCUCACCAGGAAAGAUCUCUGCACUGCCAUGAACCAUCCGUGUGAGACGCUGGGCCUGGCCCACGUCUCUGGCAUGUGCCAGCCACACCGGAGCUGCAACGUGAAUGAGGACACGGGUCUUCCACUGGCCUUCACCGUGGCCCAUGAACUGGGGCACAGUUUUGGGAUUCAGCACGACGGCAGCGGCAAUGACUGUGAGCCAGUUGGGAAAAGGCCUUUCAUCAUGUCUCCGCAGCUCCUGUACGACACUUCGCCCCUCACCUGGUCUGUCUGCAGCAGGGAAUACAUCACACGCUUCCUUGACCGGGGCUGGGGGCUUUGCCUGGAUGAUCCCCCAGCCAAGGAUGUGAUCAACUUCCCCUCGGUUCCACCGGGAGUCCUCUACGACGUCAGCCACCAGUGCCGACUCCAGUAUGGCGCCUACUCCACCUACUGCGAUGACAUGGAUAGUGUCUGCAACACCCUCUGGUGCUCUGUGGGGAACACCUGUCAUUCCAAGCUGGACGCAGCUGUCGAUGGCACCAAGUGUGAGGAGAACAAGUGGUGCUUCAACGGAGAGUGUGUGAGCAUUGGGUACCGCCCAGAGCCCGUCCAUGGAGGCUGGGCAGCCUGGAGCCCCUGGACCGGCUGCUCCCGGACUUGUGGGGCUGGAAUGCAGAACGCAGAGCGGCCGUGCAACAAUCCUGCCCCCAAGUAUGGCGGAAAAUACUGCCUGGGAGAACGGAAACGCUUCAGGGUCUGCAAUGCACAGCCGUGUCCGGCCGACAAGCCCUCUUUUCGGCAGAUCCAGUGCAGCCGUUUUGACCACCGGCCCUACAAAGGGAAGCUUUACAAGUGGAGCCCAGUCCCCAAUACCAGCAACCCUUGCGAACUGCACUGUCGGCCCAACAACGAGUACUUUGCUGAAAAGCUUCACGACGCUGCCAUUGAUGGCACCCCGUGCUACGAAGGGAACGGCAGGCGGGACAGGUGCAUUAACGGGAUCUGUAAGAACGUUGGUUGCGACUAUGAAAUUGACUCCUACGCUGUGGAGGACCGGUGUGGUGUGUGCCACGGGGAUGGAUCCACCUGCCGGACAGUGAAGAAGACCUUUGAGGAGAGCGAGGGGCUGGGUUACGUCGAUGUUGGCCUGAUCCCGGCCGGAGCACGUGAGAUCCAGAUCGAGGAGGUGGCCGAAGCAGAGAACUUCCUGGCUUUGAGAAGCGAAGACCCCAAGAAAUACUUUCUGAACGGGGGCUGGACCAUCCAGUGGAAUGGGGACUACAAGGUGGCUGGGACCACCUUCACCUACAAGAGAAUGGGGAAUUGGGAAAACCUGACCUCUCCUGGGCCCACAGAAGAACCGGUUUGGAUUCAGCUCCUGUUUCAAGAGAGGAACCCAGGGGUCCGCUAUCAGUACACCAUCCAGCAGGAGACCCAGAAUCAGAGUUCGGUUGCUCCCCCCGAGUUCUUCUGGCACUAUGGACCCUGGACAAAAUGCACAGCUACCUGUGGGACAGGGGUCCAGAGACAGAUGGUGCGUUGCCUUGAGAAAGCCGCUGGGUUUGUGGAGGAGCAGCACUGCGAUGCUCUCAGCCGGCCUGACGACAAGCGAAGGAAUUGCAACAAGGAGCCCUGUCCAGCCAGGUGGUGGGCUGGUGAGUGGCAGGCAUGUUCGGCCACUUGUGGUGACUCUGGACUGAUGAAAAGGACUGUCCUCUGUAUUCAGAGUGUGGCCUUGGACGAACAGCAGGCUCUUCCACCUGACAAGUGCCAACAUCUCACCAAGCCAGAGGCCACAGCUGCUUGCAACCGCGAGGUCCUCUGCUUGGCACCGUGGGCCACAGGCAACUGGUCAAAGUGCUCGGUGACCUGUGGGAAAGGAACUCAGAGGCGCCCCGUCUUCUGCCCCACUGGCCCCAGAGCCAAGUGUGAUCCAGCAGGAAGACCAGCCUCCGAGGUCGACUGCUGGGCCUCGCCCUGUUGGAGCAGGAUGGAGAACGGUGUUCCCGAUUGGUCUGGGAGCGGCUCCUCCAUCAACUUCAAUGAAAUUGAUUUCAUCCCCAAUUAUCAUGUCCCCAAAUUUGGUCCUUCGGCUCCCAAAUCUGAAAACGUUAUUACAGAGGAAGUUCUGCCCCCCAACAACCAUAAGAAGGGAAACGUGUUUGUGGAUGACUUUUAUUAUGACUAUAAUUUUAUCAAUUUUCAUGAGGAUUUGGCUUAUGAACUGGUGGAGGAGGAAAAGGACAGUAAAAGGGACGACUUGGAGCCCAACUUUGGGGUCAAGAUUUCUUACAAGGUGGAGGCGGAUCCCCAAGAAACCCUUCCUGGUCUUCCUCCCACCACAGACCUGAAAGUCAAAUUGGCUGAUCAAGGCUCCACGCCUCCUACCGUUGGGCAGGAAUAUGAGAAGGACCAUGAUAAUGUUCAGGACAGCAGCACAACUGGCACCUUGCAGGAUUCCUUCGUUACCAGAGUUGUCACCAGCUCUCCUGCUUCCGUUCAGCCAUCACUUUCGGAAGAUCAUACUUCCACUUCAACAGUGAAGCCUCCUCCUUUGGGGAGCAACCACCACGUAUUCGGUGGUGCUACUCAAGAACCUCCUUCUACGAAUACUUCUUUGAAAGCCAGCACCUCAAGACCUGAUUCCUCCAUCAGCUCUCCUUACUUGGAUGUACUUGCUCCAACAAUGUCUUCUGCCGAGGACGGUGAUCGCAGAAAUGAAUUUGGGACUCCAAGCAACACAGAAACUCCUGGUGGGAGGAUGCAGGACCUCAAGAUUCCUGAACUGAGUGAUAGCGGCGAUCAUGGUUUGUGGGAAGUGGUGGAAGAAACCAGCAGAGAGCAGAGCAACGGAGACGGAGCCACGGUCAAGGGCGAAGGUAACAUGGAUGCUGCUUAUACAGCGAAAGAAAAUCUGGUAAAUACAUUUGCCAGAACGACUGCAAGAAUCACCGGGACACCCCACCACCUCGCCCACCGUCUCUCCGCUUCGGCUGAAGCCUCCUGGGCUGUCUCUGUUCCAGAUGCAGACGCGAGCAGCAUCUCAGGACGGGACCGUCUCAAGGAGGCCCCCUGGCUCACCGUGGAGCUUUCACCAGGGGCGUCUCCCUCCACUUCUGCAUACCAGUUGCCCGGAUCCAGCAGAAAGACCCAGAGGCUCCACCAUCCGGUCACUCUGACGCCACAGAUACCAACUGAAUCAAACUCUUUGGAUCGGAGGAUCCCCACCUCUUCUCCUUCUGCAUUGCUUCCUUCACACCAGGAGCAAUCCAAUACGAUUGAGGCAGACCUGGAGACUAAGCCGCUACCUUCCCCUGAGGACCGGGAGUUCUCCAGGGAGAGAAGCGAAAGUCCACCUCCCCGCGUGCCAACUGCCAGGAGUAAAGGAGGUGCUGGGCCUGAGGUCCAAUUUCAGGAACCGGAAGAGAAGAUGGCGCCUUCUGUAGCUCCUCCUGCUGCUCUCAAUGCCAGCUGGGAAGCUGGAAACUGGAGUGAGUGCUCUACGACCUGUGGCCUUGGCGCUGUUUGGAGGGUUGUGCACUGCAGCACCGGAAAUGAGAACGACUGUGACCUGACUAGAAAGCCAGCUCCUGCCCGGCGCUGUUACCUGAGGCCCUGUUCCAAGUGGCACGUGGGAAAAUGGAGUAAGUGCUCCAGGACCUGUGGAGGAGGUGUGAAGGUUCGGGGCAUCCACUGCAUUGACACACGGGGCCAGCGGCCCCUGCGACCCUUUCAUUGCCAGGCUGCUUCCCACAAGCCUCCCACACAGUUGCCGUGCCACACCAAGCCUUGUCUGAGCUGGUACACCUCCACCUGGAGAGAGUGCUCUGAGCUGUGUGGAGGAGGCGAGCAAGAGCGCCUGGUGACGUGUCCUGGAAUGGGGAGGUGUGACCCAGCACUCCGGCCAAACAGCACGAGACCGUGCAACACCCAGCCCUGCACCAAGUGGAGAGUGGGAUCUUGGGGGCAGUGCACGGCCACGUGUGGCGAGGGCAUCCAGAGGAGGCAGGUGAAGUGCCUGAACACCAACACCGGACAGGCAGAAGAAGACAGUAGCUUGUGUGAGCACGAACCCUGGCCGGAGAAGACCCAGAGGUGCAAUGCCCAGGACUGUUCUGCCAGCGAAGCAAGCUUCGUCUGUGAGCGUGACCGCCUCUCCUUUGGCUUCUGCCAGACCCUGCUGUGGCUGGGAAGAUGCCACCUCCCCGCAGUCCGUGUCCAGUGCUGCCAGACCUGCCACCCACAUGGCCUGCUCCAUCGGGACCGGGGUGACGAGCGCUCCUCCCGGAAGUGAACGCCUCCGUGUGCCCAGGAACCUGGCGGGCGAGAGCUGCACCCACUUCAGCCGGCCAGCUUUUCUGCCCUCUCGGAAACCAACCCAUGUUUUCUGCCUGGCGUGGCGCUCAGUCCUGUGGCUGAGCUGUGCUCCAGGCAGCCGAACAGCAGCCUUGUGGCCUCAGCCCAGGAAGGAGCCGGCGGGGGCCAAUGCAACCCGGCCUCAGGAAAGCGGCUUCCGGAAGCCACCUCAGAAAUCUCUCUGGUCUACAGUUGGUCCUAGUCACUCAGUGUUGGCAGGCCAGCACAAAACUCCUGAGGAGUGAUUUAAAAAGAAUAAUAAAGCCAACUAUUUUUAUAUUUUAUGGAAAUGGGCCUGUGGCAUUCCACAGAACGUAAUUUGAUCAGUUGGUUGUGUUAUAACUACAAAGAUUUUUCUUGCUACAGGUGUGAGGAGCUUCAGACAGUGAAGUUAAAUGUCCUGGUGCUGACUGUGCACGCUUGCACACACACACACACACACACACGUGGUGCUACUGCUCUUGAGACGGCCAGGUGCUUCUACUCCGCCCAGCUUUGGGUGGGUUAAUAGCUCCUCCAGCAGGGCUGGCAGUCCUGUGCCAACCCUGCCCUGCCCUCUGGUGCCACCUGAGACUUACAAGCCAAAAGGAUGCGUGUAGCUGGUGCAGGACAGAGGCCAACCUGCCUAAGAUUGCCCAGGUGAGGGACUCGAUGGAAACCUGUCUGACUAUACAACUGUUCUGCCUCCUUUCAUCGCCCAACCAGGUCUUCCAGAAGCUUCCUUCUCUUUCUUUGUGAACGAAGGACACUUGAUAUCAGAUCUACAUUUUCUCCAUUUCUAACUUACGUUGUUAGUCACACUGGCAAAAAUACGUCCGACUCAAGAUUGUGGCUUGGCUUUCUUCCUUGCCCCUUGAAAUUGGAGAAAUGGUGCAGAAGUCCCCCCAAAAGUCUACCCAUCUAAACUUUGUGUAAUCUUCAGGUAACAUCAAAGAUCACCCCGUUUUAACGGAAGGAUGGCAUGGGCUUGGCUUAUUUGUCUGCCUGGGGAGAGGGUUGUGCUUCCUUUGGGUCAAUCUUGACUCCUGGUGGCUCCGUGGACAGGGCCGUGCAGUGUUGGUAGCAGGCUGUGGAAGCAAUUUGCCCUUGUUUCUUCUGAGGUGUGUUUUGACCCCCUAUCUAGGCUAAGAGAGGGGGACCGGCCUCUAAUCACCCGGCUGCCUUUGGGGGCCCAGACAGGGCUAGAACCCAUGGCCUCCAGGCCUUCACCACGAGACCGAACGGGAGCUCAGCCGUUCAGUGGACUUAGCCAAGUUUUAAGACCAAUUUGUCCCCUUCAGAAUACCAAAUGUCAUCCUCAUUCCAAGAUGAAGUUUCCCAAUCAACCUAUCAGAAAAACUGAACAUUGUUUGAGAGAAAAGUGUUCUAAUACCUUUCUAAAAUUGUAAUGGCUAUAGCUCUCAAGUGUGUUAAACUGCAAUGGUAAAGUUACAUCUAAUUCU
Molecule: messenger RNA, 6217 nt
Organism: Pseudonaja textilis
Lineage: Eukaryota; Metazoa; Chordata; Lepidosauria; Squamata; Elapidae
Source: RefSeq, a predicted model, not a curated record